Molecule: messenger RNA, 1191 nt
Organism: Mytilinidion resinicola
Lineage: Eukaryota; Fungi; Ascomycota; Dothideomycetes; Mytilinidiales; Mytilinidiaceae
Exons: 2
Coding region: 1-1191 (396 amino acids)
Biological process (GO): sterol biosynthetic process
Cellular component (GO): endoplasmic reticulum
Source: RefSeq, a predicted model, not a curated record
AUGUCCCAGGAACCGUCGCCGCUUCCGGGGGACAUCCCUACGUCGAAUCCGAGUCACAUCCAUCGCCCUGUACCGCGCCGCCACUUCGAGAUGUCGACGCCGGCCUCCGAAGGCUCACAUUCGCCCACUCGUGGCGCCUCCUCCGACUUUGUUGCCCAGCUAGACGCGAAGCUGCGGCGGUCGCGGACCGGGAGUGGCAACGGUGGUGACCUGGACGCGACGUCUCGAACAAAAUCCUUCCUCAACAUGACCUCGUCAACACUAUUCGGGAUCUAUUCGGACGCUGGGACAGGGGACCGAACAGAGCCGCAGACGCCUUGGGGCACUGGGGCAGAGACGCCCGCCCGGUACGGAGGGGACCCAUGGGACAACAACCCGCUGGACCAGGCAGCACUGGACAAAAAGGGCGGAGAACUGUGGGAACGACCGCAACAGAAGCAGGUUCAAGGCGUAUGGGGUUACCUCCUGCUCAUCGGCCGGAUCCUCGCUCUCUUCGCGUUUGGAGUCGUCUACGGAAUUAUCGUUUCGCACCUCCACGACACGAGGAACCUUGCGCCGGUGCGGAUGCAGGGCGUGGAUCGGACGCAAUGGCAGUACUACACCGUCUGGGGCACCGCCGGGAUUGUGCUUGGUAGCCUACUGCCGUACGUGGAUCUGCUGUGGGCCAGAAGUCAUGUGCCGGAACAAGUGCGACGAAAGCGUGCUCCAUCACGCAGCAGCCCACUAGGCGAGCAGUGGAACCCCGUUGUUCGAAGCAUUGGCGCCUUCGUGGGGAUUGCAUUCGCGAUUCGCAAACUGCCCUGGACGUCGACCCUCCAAGUCUCCGUGACUCUGGCUCUCGUCAACCCAGCACUCUGGUACAUACUCGACCGCAGCAAACCCGGGCUCACUCUCUCCACCCUCGUUUCCGUCAUUCUCACGUCAGUCCUUCUCCUCGCAAAGCCAGACGUCGUGCCGCCGCCAGCGGUCUUUGCGUCCAACGCAACGCGCCUGCCCCCGUCCAGCGCCGCCGUCUUCACGGGCAAGCCGAGCGCUGAAGCCCCCCCGGCGGCCCUGUUCGCCGGCGUGGUGAGCUACGAAAGCCUAGGCGUUGCAACUUGGAUAGCCAGUGUUCUGUUCUGCAGCUGUAUCUGCUUUGGCAACAUUGGACGUCGUUUAGCAGUCCUGGACAACACACGAUGGUCGCGAUGA